UUUUGACCGGUUCCUUUAGAUGUUUUAAGUGUAACUACUAAGGCGUCAUAAUAAUUAUAAAUACGAUGCACUACAUAUCGGGCAAAUAGCGCACCUUGAAAUCAUUGAUUUAAAUAAUUCCUCUAGUCUGCGCUGUUUCGAUUCCUGCUUCUGGGUUGAAGUUGUGCUAUACUGUCGUGCGUUUUUGUACUUUAAGUUUGACUUUUCCAUAAAACAAGAAGAAGAAAUGAGUGGCACUAAUAACGAAUGGAGAUCCGCAGCAGUCAGUACAGGGACCACUAUAAUUGCCGUGCGCUAUGAUGGAGGGGUUGUGAUUGGAUCGGACUCGCGAGCAUCGAUGGGAGGCGAGUACGUGUCCUCGAGGGUGAUCAACAAAGUGGUUCAGGUCCACGACAAGAUAUUCUGCUGCAUGUCGGGGUCUCUGGCCGACGCCCAGGCUGUCACCAACGCCGUCAUCCACAAGCUCAACUUCCACAGCAUGCAGAUGGGAGAGCCCCCCCUGGUUCAGUCCGCGGCCUCCGUCAUGCGCCAGUUCUGCUACGACCACCGGGAGGAGCUGAGCGCCGGCUUCAUCGUGGCGGGCUGGGACCGCAAGAGGGGGCCUCAGGUGUUUCAGGUGUCUCUGGGCGGUAUGGUCGUAGAGCAGGAGUUCACGGUCGGCGGUUCGGGAAGCACGUACAUUUAUGGAUACGUGGACGCCAAGUUCAAGCCAGGGAUGACCAGGGAGCAGUGUCUCGCAUUCACCACCAACGCCCUCACCUUAGCGAUGGACCGGGACAACGUGAGUGGUGGAGUGGUUCACCUCGCCGUGGUAACGGAGUCAGGUGCCGAGAGACAGCUGAUCCCUGGCAACAAACUGCCGGUCUUCCACCGCAUAUAGUGUCUGUAUCACAACCCUCUGCAAAAAAAAAAAAAA
Anguilla anguilla (European eel) is the source of this 916-nucleotide messenger RNA. It is a transcript of the gene psmb12, whose product is annotated as proteasome 20S subunit beta 12. The record is from RefSeq and is a predicted model, not a curated record. Bases 227 to 880 code for a protein of 217 amino acids. Lineage: Eukaryota; Metazoa; Chordata; Actinopteri; Anguilliformes; Anguillidae. Gene Ontology annotation, molecular function: threonine-type endopeptidase activity. The transcript is spliced from 6 exons. Gene Ontology annotation, cellular component: proteasome core complex.